AUGAUCGAAAGCUUGAAGGACAUGAAACACGGAAAGAGCAACAGCUACGAAGGUCUGACACUGGAACGGACAGCAAACCAGAUAUUGCAUCGUAUGGAGGACAAGGACAGCGAAGACUCCUUGGAAACGAACGCCCGCGCGAUCUACGGCGCGAGUCGUCUCCUCGACGUGAUAAGCUUCGCACCGACUUCUUCGCGAAAAAUCGGAGCCGCCAUCGUCGAGCACAAUCCGACCAGUAGAUCAUACAUACACUGCUGCUCAGCGAAAGAGGACUCGCGCCUAGCUGCUAUAGAACACCUACUCGUCAUUACUGAAGACAUUCUCAACCGAAUGCUGGAUGCGGAGGGCAUCAGCAGUAGUGGAUGGCUACCAGCGACAGCCCAAGCACAACAUGCAGCAACAUAUGGCAUGCCCUCCGGAUCAGGAGCGAGCACUAUAAGCUGCGGCAGCGUGGCGGGAAGCGUGGCGAACAGUCGAAGAAGCAGUGUUGCACCUCAACAAGAACUCAUCCAAGCUAGCUACAUCAACGAUUAUCAUUCGCCACAUUCGCAUCACCACAUUCAGACUAGGCACUUUAUUCGUGGUAACAGUGAUACCUCUUUCAACUUUGACCGGACGACACCACAGCCGCCUAUACUCCAGCGGACAGCCAGUGAUGUCAUACAGCAGCCAAAGCCGGUGCCUGUUUCUCAGCUGCCUGGCCGCGGGCCUGUCGGAGGAAGAGGCGUGGCGUGGAAGUUGGGGAGCGAGGACUGA
Molecule: messenger RNA, 756 nt
Organism: Parastagonospora nodorum SN15
Lineage: Eukaryota; Fungi; Ascomycota; Dothideomycetes; Pleosporales; Phaeosphaeriaceae
Exons: 3
Coding region: 1-756 (251 amino acids)
Source: RefSeq, a predicted model, not a curated record